Histoplasma mississippiense is the source of this 684-nucleotide messenger RNA. RefSeq lists its product as hypothetical. Gene Ontology annotation, biological process: endonucleolytic cleavage of tricistronic rRNA transcript (SSU-rRNA, 5.8S rRNA, LSU-rRNA). Gene Ontology annotation, molecular function: RNA endonuclease activity. Bases 1 to 684 code for a protein of 227 amino acids. Gene Ontology annotation, cellular component: nucleolus. Lineage: Eukaryota; Fungi; Ascomycota; Eurotiomycetes; Onygenales; Ajellomycetaceae. The transcript is spliced from 3 exons. The record is from RefSeq and is a predicted model, not a curated record.
AUGGCUACUCCGCAACUCCUCUGCGUUUCACCUCCUACCGCCAGUUCACUCUCCGAGCUUGUUCUCUCAACGCUUACUGGGCGCGCAGUCCAUAUAUCUCAGAUCCGACCAUCCGAUCCCAUCCAUAUGGGCCUUGCCCCCCAUGAAAUCUCCUUUUUACGACUCUUGGAAGCUGUUACCAAUGGCUCACAUAUGGAGAUUUCCUACACUGGUACCAUCGUCCUCUAUAAACCUGGUCUCAUAACCGGGAGUGCCCCCGGCUCCGGCGCAAGUGGAGGUGUCAUAAAACAUGAGAUCCCUUCCAACUGUAGUCGUGGCAUUAGUUAUUUUUUACUUCCAAUGUGCCUCCUUGCGCCAUUCUCCAAAGCCCCGUUUAACAUCCUCUUCACCGGUCCUGGUGUCAUCACCUCCUCCACUCCAACUGGCGAUAUGUCUGUGGACAACGUCUCCUCAGCGCCUUUAGUCGCUGCACCGACUAGAGAUAACCCUUCCAACAAAAAGAAAAUUGGGCUUGGCUUUGGACUGUCUUUGGUAGCCGAAUCGUCCACUGGUUGCUUAUUCUCCGCGGAUGUGGCGUCGUUACCCACUGGCGGCAAGCCGCCAGAGGACAUCAGCAAACGUGGGUGGAUGUGUCUCGAGAGCUGCUGCUCCAACGAUGAUAACGCUGAUGGCGAUGGGUUCUGA